CUUGGUUAUUAAACUGAUCUAACCUUACCCGAACCUGUUUUUGAGCGUCAAUUGACGUCUAACAGUCCAUGGAAAAGUACCUUAAGCGGUCGGAUGCUCGUGAUUCGUGAUAACUCUAACGAGUGAGUGAGAUUUCGUGAGGAUUCAUAGGUUCGGUGACUUGUGAUUCGGUAGUUAUCGUUGAUUAUCGUCUCGGAACUUGAAAGCGGGCAACGGGAUCUUUCCUUUUGGAUCGCGCGACAAUACAAAUGGUGCGACUGCUGCAUAAUGUAUAUGCCAGACUGUUGAGAUCCUGCGAGAAGGUCUCCUAAAAGAAGCGCCUUUGACGAUUCCGUGCGGGCGCGAAACGCGAGGUUCAAGGGCGAUUCUUGCCAGAAUGGCGGAGAAUCAGAGCAACUUAUCCAGUCAGACCGGUCAAGGUUCUGGCAGAUCUUUUAAUUUUCCGCGAAUGGAUUUUCGAACAAAUAAUGACGUUCAAAAUGAGAUGUCGGAGAGACGAAGACAGCUGAAACUUAGUUUCCAAACGCAAGGCAAUAAUUUGUCAUUUGCCAAUUCUACAAAUUCUUUAUUGUCAAAUUCAACAGGAGCCAUGGCGUGUCCACCAAUAUCCUCUCGUCCAAGUCAGCCUUUACCUCUACCUAAGCUGCCAGUAAGAUCUCGCAAUAUGUUACAGCAGCAAGAAUUUCUUCCUGAUAAGGCAAGAGAAAAACUACGAAUGUGCCAGUCUAUGCAGACUACUGGUAAAUUGCAAUUAUCUUCAGACGUUGUGUAUGAUUUCACAAGCGAGGACCUUCAGGAUCUUGGAGAAAUAGGAAGAGGAGGAUUUGGAACUGUAAAUAAAAUGAUUCAUAGGAUAAGCAAUACCGUUAUGGCUGUGAAGAGAAUUCGCUCUACUGUAGACGAAAGAGAACAAAAGCAAUUGUUAAUGGAUUUGGAAGUUGUGAUGAAAUCGAAUGAAUGCCCGUGUAUUGUGCAAUUUUAUGGCGCUUUAUUUAAAGAGGGAGAUUGUUGGAUUUGCAUGGAACUUAUGGAUACAUCGUUAGAUAAGUUUUACAAGUUCAUCUAUGAGAGAUUAAACGAGAGGAUACCGGAAUGUAUUCUAGGCAAAAUCACAGUUGCCACUGUAAAGGCACUGAAUUACCUCAAAGAGAAACUAAGAAUAAUUCACAGGGAUGUGAAACCUAGUAAUAUUUUAUUGGAUCGUCGAGGUAACAUAAAAUUGUGCGACUUUGGUAUAUCUGGCCAGCUUGUGGACUCGAUUGCAAGGACUCGUGAUGCUGGUUGUAGACCAUAUAUGGCUCCGGAAAGGAUAGACCCUCAACGCGCACGUGGCUAUGACGUACGAAGCGACGUAUGGUCAUUAGGUAUUACGCUGAUGGAGGUUGCUACAGGAUAUUUUCCAUACCCAAAGUGGAACUCUGUCUUUGAACAACUGUAUCAAGUAGUGCAAGGUGAUCCGCCGCGACUUUCCCCCAAUGAGAAUGGCAAUCACUUCACUAUGGAUUUUGUGAACUUUGUGAAUACAUGCUUAAUUAAAGAGGAGACGCAGCGACCGAAGUACAAUAAACUGCUGGAACAUCCGUUCAUCAGACAAGCCGAGGAAGCGACGAUCGAUGUCGCGGCGUACAUCAGUGGUGUUCUGGACAAUAUGGCUAAUAACGGAGUGACACCGUUCACUACUAAUCAACCAUAAGAAUCGGUAAUUAAAGCAGCAAGGUGACUGCAGGGCAUGUCACACAUCAUAAUACAUCGGUUUUUGCAGUUCUCUUCAAACUUUUACCUUCCAAAUACCAUGUAUGAACGGUGUUAUUGCACUCCGAACGAUAUCUCGUAGAUAGCGAAAACCGAUGACUGUUUCGGUCAACAUGCGUCGUCGUCUCACUUAGAAUUUGUAUUCUCGUGGUCAUGGAAUGACCGUGUGCGCAAUAGAAUGACUAUUGAAAAGCGCGCUGGCGAGCUGGCGUUUGUUAAAUUGAAUUACAAUCGGUAUGCACGUACGUUUUUUCUCCUGGUAUUCCGUCUCUCUCCCUUUCCUUCGCUCCCUCCGACUCUUAAACACAUACGCGCGCGCGCGCGCGCUCACACAAUACAAUAUGUAGGUAUACAUCACGCCCUGACAACGUUUUCUUCGGUUCAUGUAAUUCGCGCAAUAACGCGACUUAUUCAAUGAAAUAUUUAUAUUUAUAUUAGAAUUUCUAGCGGAUCAUGCAUAUGCAUGUAUGUAUGCACAUAUUUAUGCGGAUAUGUGUAUAUGAACUUGUAUUUGUACAUGUACAGUGGACUGUAAUUCGUGGUACAAAAAAAAUUGAUUUUUUAUGUAAAGAUAAAUUGAAAAAAAAAUAUUACAUUUUUAUA
Messenger RNA from Mycetomoellerius zeteki, 2355 nucleotides. Its product is annotated as MAP kinase kinase 4. The transcript is spliced from 9 exons. The record is from RefSeq and is a predicted model, not a curated record. Gene Ontology annotation, molecular function: ATP binding; JUN kinase kinase activity. Gene Ontology annotation, biological process: MAPK cascade; protein phosphorylation. NCBI's taxonomy places the organism in Eukaryota, Metazoa, Arthropoda, Insecta, Hymenoptera, Formicidae. Bases 377 to 1693 code for a protein of 438 amino acids.